Messenger RNA from Eucalyptus grandis, 1798 nucleotides. RefSeq lists its product as uncharacterized. Gene Ontology annotation, molecular function: DNA-3-methyladenine glycosylase activity. Lineage: Eukaryota; Viridiplantae; Streptophyta; Magnoliopsida; Myrtales; Myrtaceae. The record is from RefSeq and is a predicted model, not a curated record. The transcript is spliced from 5 exons. Bases 186 to 1352 code for a protein of 388 amino acids. Gene Ontology annotation, biological process: base-excision repair.
GAACAAGAUGUGACAGCCUUUCUUCCCUACCAUGUUCUUACUUGUCCAAACCUGUCCCUACAAUUAUAAUCCACAUGUAUAAAAACACAUCAGCUCCUCCUAAACCUCUCAUUAAGCCCCUUCCUCUUGCCUCUCCAAUUCAGUCCCUCGUUACAUUCCGACCCUGAAAAGCAAGAUCUCACGAAAUGUGCUCCUUGAAGACCAGAGUUCACCAGGCCCCGGCUAUUGCGCGGACCAAUGGGCGUCCUGUCCUCCAGCAGCAUCCUUGCAACCAAAUUCCCUCUCCCGAGCGACGUAACUCACUUGCCAAGAAAUCGCUGCCCCCGAGAUCCCCUCGGCAACUAUCCAACUCCACAGCAGAUUCACCACACGACCCUUGUACUAUUCAUCUCGCUCCUCCUGAUAAUGUUAAGCUAGCAUUGACCCCUCCAAUUUCUCCCAAGAAAAAAAUGCCAAGAAUCUCAAUUUUGAAAAAGGGAAAUGAACCAACAACUGCAUCUUCUGCCUUGUCCGGUCCUGACAAGGUUUUGGCUCUACAAUGCACGACCAGGUCGACAAACAAAUCGGUCGGUCAAGCACCACCUCCUAGUCCUGACACAUUGUUGACCAAAUCAGUUUCAGCUCCUCCUGGUAGCAUCGCAGCUGCUAGGAAAGAACAAAUUGCUUCGUUGCAGGAGCAGAGGAAGCAGAAGAUUGCCCAUUAUGGAAGAGUCAAGCCUUUCAAGCGCGAGGGCAAAGUCGUUCCGUUCAACCCCUCUUCUACUCUAGCUGUUGCGGACCGUGAGGAGAAAAGAUGUAGCUUCAUUACAGCUAGUUCAGAUCAUAUCAAUGUUGCUUACCAUGAUCAAGAGUGGGGAGUGCCCGUCCAUGAUGACAGAAAGCUAUUCGAGCUGUUGGUACUCAGUGGAGCUCAAGUAGGAUCAGACUGGACUUCAGUCUUGAAGAAACGUGAGGUGCUGAGGGAAGCUUUCUCAGGAUUUGAUGCAGAAAUUGUGGCCCAAUACUCUGAAAAGAAAAUAACAUCACUGAGUAGUCUCUACGGCCUAGAGUUGAGCCAAAUUCUGGGAAUCAUCGACAACUCCAAGCGGAUUCUCGAGGUGAGGAUGGAAUGUGGAUCUUUCGACAAGUAUGUGUGGGGUUUUGUGAAUCACAAGCCGAUCACCACAGAGUACAAGACCUGCCAGAGGAUACCGGCGAAGACAUCAAAGUCGGAGACGAUGAGCAAAGACAUGGUGAGAAGAGGGUUCAGAUAUGUCGGCCCGACCAUCGUGCACUCGUUCAUGCAAGCUGCUGGUCUCACCAAUGAUCACUUGAUUUCUUGCCCACGGCGCCUCCAACUCCAGUGCCGUUGAUUACAGAUAUUAACUCUUCAUGCAGCCGUAUAUAUUAAGAAAGAAAAAGGCAUUAAAAGGACCCUGACAAAGGUGGAGCAAGAUGAGUGAGUAAUAGUGCAUGAUCAUCACACAAGCGAGCGACAGGCAGGGGAAACUAGGAAGAUGACAGGUUCGAUCGUCCUGCAUAGCGCCUGCUCUGUUCAAAUUCCUUGGAGCUUAAUCAAUUAAACAACCACCGAUUUACUUUUCUGUUUUUUUCCCUCCUUAAAAAGAGGAAGUGAACUGUGUUUUGGGUGUUUUAAGUUGUAAGGAGAAGUAAAGGGAAAUGCUUUCUAGGGCGAGGUGAGAAGAGGAAGGAAAAGAAAAGAAAGAGAAGUUAUCAUUUUGUGUAUGGCAUUUGGGCAUAAAGAAACCAUGUAAUGUGAAGUAACGAAACGUAAUGAAGCAGACAUUGUUGAAAACCA